This is a messenger RNA of Oncorhynchus gorbuscha (pink salmon), 858 nucleotides long. It is a transcript of the gene nts, whose product is annotated as neurotensin. NCBI's taxonomy places the organism in Eukaryota, Metazoa, Chordata, Actinopteri, Salmoniformes, Salmonidae. Gene Ontology annotation, molecular function: neuropeptide hormone activity. The record is from RefSeq and is a predicted model, not a curated record. Gene Ontology annotation, cellular component: extracellular region. The transcript is spliced from 5 exons. Bases 101 to 574 code for a protein of 157 amino acids.
GCCAGGAGGACACAGUCACACAGUGUCACUGCCAGGAAAAAGAGAACACAAGGAGAAACAGACUGACUAGCUGGAUUCAGAGUGUGGGAUUUUCUCCAAGAUGCAGACACAGUUGGCGUUUGUGCUUCUCCUCUGUUUGCCGUGUGGCGUAUUAUGUUCAGAUGUUGACCAAGAACAGCGGGCGAUAGAAGAGGAGCUAUUGAGCAGUCUCUUUACUUCAAAGAGCAAGCAGAACGCCCCCUACUGGCGUGUGUCCCUGGUGAAUGUGUGCAGGAUGGUGAACAGCCUGAUAAACAGCCGGUUGUGGAGAGAACAGGUGGAGUAUAACACUGGGGAGGAGCUGGGGGAGAGGCUGGCCUCCCUGCCGGAGCCCUUGGAUGAGCUCCUCGAUCUACAGCACAUCUGCAGAGUACUGCAGCCCCGAGAGCUGCUUGACAACUCUCAAGAGUACCUUGAAGCCGAUCAAAACAGUGACAACCCGCUCAAAAGGAAAUCACCGUAUAUUUUUAAGAGGCAAGUGAAAAACACCAAAGCUCGGAGGCCGUACAUCUUGAAGCGGAGUACAUUUUACUGAUCCACCCCCGGGAGGAGAAAGAAAGACACUAUACAUUCUGUGGAUAUGUGACCAUACGUGCUCUCUGUUGUAGUGUUAUUACUGAUGUUUCUGCAGUGUUUCGUCCAUACAGAUGAUAUCUCAAACCUGUGUCUGUCACUAUAGGUCUCUACUCACAUUCUAGGCCCAAUCCUGCUCCAAAAAGAGAGGACCAAUUGAAAUAAAAGCAUACAAAAGCAGUAAGAAAGUGUGUAUCUUUUGAGAGACUUUAUAUUUACUAUAUGUGUUCACUCCAUGUAUUUUCU